This is a messenger RNA of Plectropomus leopardus (leopard coralgrouper), 3118 nucleotides long. RefSeq names its product DAZ associated protein 2 (gene dazap2). The record is from RefSeq and is a predicted model, not a curated record. Lineage: Eukaryota; Metazoa; Chordata; Actinopteri; Perciformes; Serranidae.
GACAAGAUACGCAGAGCUCCGUUUUAAUCUGAUAUUCCUCAGCCUCCGGAUCAGACCACAACAAUGAACAACAAAGGUUCAUACCCACAGCAGGCUGUGUACCCUCAGCAGAGCUCUGCACCUGUAUACCCUCCUGCUAUGCAAAUGUCUCCUCAGGCACCUCCUUACACAGACACACCACCUGCAUAUUCUGAGAUAUACCAGCCCAGAUAUGUGCUUCCACAUCAGGUGCCCAGUCAGGUGGCACAGAUGUCCUCUCACUACCCUGGUGCUCAGAUGUUUAUGCCCAUGCAGGCACACAUGCCUGUUGGGCAAAUGGGCCAGAAUGUCCCCAUGGCCUAUUACCCCAUGGGAGCCGUGUACCCCCCUGGUUCAACAGUGAUGGUGGACAGCGGCUUUGAUGCUGGUGCUCGUUUCACAGCAGGCAGCAGUGUUUCAAUCCCACCCCCACCUCCUGGACAUCCCCCCAAUGCAGCUCAGCUGGCUGCCAUGCAGGGUGCCAACGUUGUAAUGGCCCAGCGCAAGAGUAACUUCUUCAUGGGUGGAUCAGGUGGAGGUUAUACCAUCUGGUAACAGCAACUCUUCAACUCCUCCUUCAUGCCUAAACCGUGUCCCCGUCCCAAACGAUGCCCCAGUUCUUCCCCCAUCCCAUACGCCUCCCUCUUCAGGCUGCUUGGCCAUGCCACAAUACUGAUAUCACCUAACGGAAUGUAAUAUUUUAGAGCCCUCGAGAAAAGGUACAGUACUCCACUUCUGACCUAGAGAUCAAACGAUGAAUGCCUCCUGCCUGGAGAGGACAAAUUUUUAACGUGGUAGAAUUCAUUCCAUAAUUCGUCAUUGGGUCUAACCUCUUUGGUCAUUCCAGUUGGACCUCUUUCAGGCAUCUGUAUUUGCUCGAGAGACCCGGUCUCCUUUGAUCCGAAGGUUCACAAAUUACAUUGAGAUGUUCCUCUAUACCUGUAAAAGCUAUGUAAAUGAAUUAUUGAAUUAUCAGACCUGCAUUAUAUAGUUUAGCUGCUUUAUGGUGAAAGUGAAAUGCAGUUAAAGUUGCAGUUAAUGCGUGAAAAAAAAAAAAUCCAUUUGUCUUUUUUUGAAAACUUAUAGUGUAGUUAAAUUAAUAUAUGUGUAAUAGUUCCAUGUAAAUAGAACGAUCAUGAGAAAUAACAUCUGAAGUAUACAAUAAAAAAAAAAAAAGAACAAGCAUCUCGGAUGCGUUUAGCUAGAAUCGUCUUGUCUUUUGCACAGUAUCCAAAAUAUCACGGCAAAUUUGUUGCACAGUUUGACAUUUAAAUCACAUGUAAAUUAAAAUAAAUUAAACUGAAGCAAAUAAUUAAAAGAUUUCAUGCAAUAUCCAAAGUGGUUUACUGUACCUUGUUGGGCAAUUUGUAGAUGAACAUAGUCAAGUGCCAAAGAGCACUGGGGAUAGCCCUAAUUUAAAGCAACUUAACUUCAGUAAACUUAAAGGAAAGAAAUUAAAAACAAAUCCAAAUAGUACGAUGAACGGGAAGGGGUGGUUGGUGUAACAUUUUAGCUUUUUUUGUCUCCUGUUUCUAUUUCACAGUCGGAUACCCAGAGUUUCUACACUAAAUGUUUAAUUGUACAGAUUUCAAGAAGUACCCUCCACUGUUUCUCUUUUCACAGUAUAAUUUGGUAUCGUCGAGUAUUUAUACAUCGUAGAAAAGCGUCACCUUUGUGAUAGCAUUAGUCAAUGUUUUAAAGGUUGAGGAGACUUUAAUAUUUCAGUGUCUCUUUUUCUUCCUUCAUUACUUUACCAUUUACAUGAGUAGUUAGGCUUAUAAUACGUUCUGUUAGUAUAACCAAUGAGCUGGUUGUACCAAAGAUUUGGUCGACAAUGCACUUAUGUUUGGUUGUGACUUGAAAUUUGAAACGUCACUAUUUAAAAGCAAACAUAUCAUUGAAUGAGCAGGUUUGUUGGUACCUGACCUUCAGUCUGACUGCAAUUUCUUAGUUAACGUGUCACUUUAUGUGGGUUAAUCGCAUCUUUAAGUCGUUGCAUGCUUUUUGCACCUUUGCUAUGUAAAAAAAAAAAAAAAAAUUAAAAAUGUGAUUAAAUACUUUUUAUCUGAGAUGCACUGCAAAGCAAAUCUGAGAGGUUGCAGUUAAGGGGCUACUCUCUUUUUCUUUGUUUAAAUUCUGUUUCUUUUUAAUGAAAGUGUGAACAUUUUUAGAUUCAUAGUCCAUUUGAAAGUCGAGAUGUGUCGUGUUAAGUAGCCUGAAAGUGUAUGCAAACCUUUGUAAUGAGGCUAUGUCACUGUCAGCAUAAUUGUUCAUCUCCGAGACAUUUUUGUGCUGCUAAUUAAACUUUAGACUCAACAUAAUGUGUUAUCUUUCAAACUUUAACACGGUAUCUAAAACUAAGUCAGUGUGGAUACCGUUUAUUUGUAGAUAUUCUUCAUUUUGGUGUCUGGUAGCGUCAAUGUGUCACUGGGUAUCCGACACGCCAUAUCUAGUUUUAACAGCUGCGGCCACCAGAAGACAAAAGCUGUCGCUGUCGAGCCAACAUUUAGUGAUUUUCAGUGUUAAGUCCGAGCGACCAGCUGUCUGGAAACGUGCUUCAUUCAUGUGAUGUCAGCAGCUCACACGUAAAGCGACGACACCAGACGUGUCACUGGAGUGUUUUUUCAAAAUGGCUCAUUAUUCUCCUUCACGCCGCCGUUUCAGAGGCCACAGCUAUUAAAACUUUUAAAAAAAAUUGAUUCAAUCAUAUUCUUUUUCCUUUUUUUCCAUCUCUGCUCUGAUCGUUUGUAAAGCAGCAUAAUGGUGGCUUCGUCCCAGCAAUAUGAAGUACUGUAAACCACAGCUGACCAGUAGAUGCUAUGCCAACCACAGCCAGCAAAUGGAUUUCUCUUUGUUGAAGGAUUAUGGACAUUUAUAGUUCAGGGAUUCUCUUUACAAUAUUUUGUAAAAAUAGAUGUAUGUACUAAAGUGAUGUGAUAGACUUUGGUACACGUUCUAUCUUUUAAGAUUACUAAAGGAGAUGAGUGUCAAAGAUGGAAUACUUUGAAAAAAAAAGAUCUUAGGUGCACUUAACUUUUUUAUACUAAACUUAAAAUUUAAAAUGUAAGUUUAGAAUAAAGGUUAUUUUGGAAAUUUGAAA